Molecule: messenger RNA, 2287 nt
Organism: Anolis carolinensis (green anole)
Lineage: Eukaryota; Metazoa; Chordata; Lepidosauria; Squamata; Anolidae
Gene: fyrd1
Product: transforming growth factor beta regulator 1
Exons: 2
Coding region: 16-1251 (411 amino acids)
Biological process (GO): regulation of cell cycle
Cellular component (GO): nucleus
Source: RefSeq, a predicted model, not a curated record
AGAAACUCAGAAGAGAUGCCAACUCAGUACCUUCAGGUUCUUGGAAAGCCCUGGUGUCUCCAUGGAGACAGGAACGGAUUUCACAGACAUGACGUCGCAGCCCGGAGCCUGAAGGUGGACGGCAACUUCCGGUUCCUGCUUGCUGACUUAGAAGGCGAAAGGGAGGAAGCGGUGGGGCCGUUUUGUGAUUCUCCUGCCAGUUCCAUUACUCAUCUUACAAUGAAGAAAACCCUGCGGAAAAACCAAGGCGAGCGUUACCGCCUAAAGUUCCGACGUCUGUGCCGUGCAGCCAAAGUGCUGGUUUAUGAGAAUGCAGCCCUGUGUGAUGAGAUUGCCAGACUGGAGGCCAAAUACCUCCGUGUGCGUGAAGAGCGCCGGUUCUUGUUGGCUCGCCUGCUGCAGGCACAAGCCCUAGCAGAAGAAGAGCCUCCUGUGCCAUCUGUCACUACAGUUUCGCAGCCCUCGCCAGAGGAGAUGGUCAUCCGCAAACCACGCCGGGAACGCAAAGGCAAAGAGAAUGGGCGGGCAUCAAAGCGCAGGGUGUCAUCUGAGCUUGGCAUUCGCAGGCUAGUUCCGCCGCUUCCCUUGGAUCCUUCUGGCCGGCCAGUUUUUCCUAUCACAUUGGGUCCGCUGACCGUCUACAGCUUGGGUGAAAUUGUCUCUGACCGUCCUGGUUUCCAUACAGAAAAUGCCAUCUACCCUGUGGGAUAUUGCAGCACCAGGAUCUUCGCCAGUACACGCCGGCCUGUUCACCGCUGCCUCUAUACUUGCCAGAUCAAGGACGGUGGUACUGGGCCACUCUUCGAGAUCGCCCCUGAAGAUGAGCCUGGCUGUGUAGUCACUGGCUCCACUCCGGACUCCUGCCACACUCAACUCCUUGAGGCUGUGGGUGCUGCCCAACUGGAGCCAUCCGGUGCUGAGUUCUUUGGGCUCUCCCACCCAGCCAUCCAGCACCUCAUCCAGAGCUGCCCUGGAGCACGGAAGUGCACUGGAUACCGCUGGUUACGCUUCGAAGUAUGCCGUCCUGCAGACGGGGCCCCUCCUGAGGGGUUGCCUUCAGGAAAUCCUGGAACAGACUUUGAGGCAUUCCAAAACCAAGGCUUGGCAGGUCCAGUGGGUCUGGACUUCCCUGCUGCCACCCCUUCUCCACCCAGUGGCAACGGCUAUGCGGAACUGUUCCUGCCAUGUGCUGCUUCGGGAGGGUCCCCUAUUCCCCAAAGCCCAGAAAGUGACACUGACUUAUCUGGAUGAGCCACAAACCCAUGCAGAACUUCAAUUGGAGACCAGCAGUGUGGAAUAAUGUUUAACUGUCAUGACUCAGUUUUAUGGAAUUUGGGAUUAGUAGUUUGGUGAGGGAUUUUUACGUUUUCUGCUAGAAAGCUCUGGUAUUCUUAUUCAGGCGUGUAGAAUACAAAUCCCAGGAUUGUGUAGGAAGACACUCUUGACAGAUAAAGUGGUCUCAAAUUUGAAAGUACAGAUCAACUCCAGGAAGGGUCUGUUCCCUUAUAUAUACCAGUUGCAAGUUUCCCUGUUACUUGCCCUUUCAAUGUUGUUUGGACUGCAGCCCCAGACAUUCUUCAACACUGCCUAGAGCUGAUGGAAGCUAUAAUCCAACAACAUCUGGAGUAGAAACAAAGUGACCAUCCCUUCAUUGUUCGUAUUGAACUCCUAUCAUAAAGUUCUUGGACCAUCCUCUUGUAUUUCAAAAUUUAAUGUGAAGUUAUCUCUUAUAUUAUUCUGAGCCAUCAGGUCAUAUGUAGAUCAGGAAGGGAUCUACACAUAUCUUUCACACCGGCUCUUGAAAUUAGUACUUUGCAUGAAUAUUUUAUCAGUUUAACUGUUGUUGUUGGUUUUUGCCUAAUCCCAGAGUAAAAUACCCUUUGUAAAUCAGCCCCUAUACAAUAGGGCUAGUUCUGAGUUUUUGUUAGGAAAUUGAGCAGUGUCAUUUUCACUAGGCCUCCUCCAUUGUCCAACCUGCCUUCUCACUGCCAUUGCCACAAGCUGCUGUUGUGCCUCAUCUUCACUUUCAUUGUUGCCUCUUUGCUUGGCUGGCAAGGAAUCAGCCAGUGAGCGGGCAACUUCUCACCAUCAUUAUUAUAGGAGUUGGAAAUAUUUCUCCUUUGGACUGCAAUUAUCUUAUGGGGCAAAAAGGUGGUUUUACAUGAAAGUUGGUAGUGACUAAACAACAGAAUAUCAAAACUAAAUGUUUUAAUACUUUACGUUGUUAACAGACUUGUGCAUGAGACUUGGCCAUGGAGACUUUUUAAAAUAAAAGCUUUGAAAAUCA